CCAGCAGGAUAAAUGAACUGUCUUUGUUUUGACUGGGGAGUUUAUUAGUGAGCAGGAUAAAUGAACUGACUGGUCUUUGUUUUGACUGGGGAGUGUAUUAGUUAGCAGGAUAAAUGAACUGACUGGUCUUUGACUGGGGAGUUUAUUAGUGAGCAGGAUAAAUGAACUGACUGGUCUUUGACUGGGGAGUUUAUUAGUGAGCAGGAUAAACCAGGUCAAACCUGAACGACGCUGGAGUCAAUUGUGCGCCGCCCCACGAUACUCCCAAUCACGGCCGGAUGUGAUACAGCCUGGAUUCGAACCAGGAGCUCUCAAUACAAGCUGUUGCCAACAAAGAAACAAACUCAAGAGUCAAAACAGGGAACCCGCCCAUAGAAGACAGGACAGUGGAUGGAAGAGCGCGAGAGAGAGUGAAGAGGACGGAGGUUAAGAUACAGGGGCUGGUCAACAGUGUCAGAACAUAUCAAAUCCAGGCAGACUCCUGCUCCUUGGCCUGCCAAUCUGAACGACAACCUCCCCACUACACACACACACACACACUGCUCCGAGCAUCUUCAGCGAUGCCGACAGGGUCCCAGCCAUCUGCCAGCCCCUCUCCCAGCCUGCCCCUGUGUGCCCAGCCCUGAGCCCUGACCCCUAACCACAAACUGACCCCGUGGCUCUCGGAACACCCCUCCCCCCAGUGCAGCUGUCCUCCACACAGCCAGGUGGUGCCCUGACCCACCGCCGGACAGGCAGCGCUGCUAACAGGCAUGGCUCCAAUUCGGGACUCGGCCAGCCACUCUCCUAACCAAACAGAUUUGGACCACCCUGGCCUGGAUUCUCAGUAUGAGAAUUGCCCCUGGAGUUCUGGUUCUCCCUGCAGCAGAGACAGUAACUGGGACACGGUGCUGGUAGACUCGGUCGGCAGCGACACGCCUUCCUCCUCCUCCUCCUCCUCGGCAGCCGGCAACGACCCCGAGCUCACCUCAGAAUGCAUGGACACGGACUCUGCCUCUAGCUCUGGUGGCUCGGAGAGGAACUUGGUCACAGCGAUGACGUCGUCGUCGCCGCCGCCUCCCGGAGGCCGUAACGGGAACCACUUCUCCCCGUUGACUAACGGCGGCGUUCCUCCCGGUAGCAGCAAUAACAUCAUGACGUGCAACGGCUCCGUGGCCAACGGCGGCCCCAACGACGCUCCGCCCCGCCGACGGUAGCCACGGCAACAAGCCGAGCCCCUGGGCGUCGGCCAACGGUGCUGGUCUGACCCCGGCACUCUGAACCCAAAAGUCAACCGCAGUGCCUGGCCCGGUCCCCAGGGACCCUCCGGCUGUAGGAUUGUCCAGCAGGGAGGCUCUCUGGGCUGGGGAGGGACACAGCCGGACAGCUCUCU
Messenger RNA from Oncorhynchus keta (chum salmon), 1372 nucleotides. Its product is annotated as trinucleotide repeat-containing gene 6A protein-like. Lineage: Eukaryota; Metazoa; Chordata; Actinopteri; Salmoniformes; Salmonidae. The coding region runs from base 753 to 1196 and encodes 147 amino acids. The transcript has 7 exons. The record is from RefSeq and is a predicted model, not a curated record.